AUCUGGCAAUUUCACGGAUGAGACAAGCCCGUCCGGUGGAGACCUUCGAUCUUGCCUCUAGAACAUGGGCCGAGUUGGCGAGCGCUUGGCAUUUACGCAAUAGAACACGACAGUGAGAUACUGAAAAAAGCAGCUGAAUGCGACUUGAGAGAAAGCACAGGUGAUUUGAGAAGACAGCUGACCAUUUCCCCACUAGAAAUUGCUUAGCGCUCAAUCGAAACAGCUGAUUUCUCUAUGACAGUCGCCAUAUUUCUGUACAUUGUUGCAAACCUAAAGUCACUCCGUCAGCAAUCUUUGCUAACUGGACUGUGACAGAAAGGACUGGACAGGACAUUAGCACUGCAGAACAAGUUUCAGAUAUGCAGAACAGUGACCAACGAAUUUUAGUCACAAUUGCUGGUCUAAACCGUUGAUGUUGUGACGUCACAAGAGCAGAUGAGAAUAGACUCAGAAUAUGCAAGUAAACUGAAAUAAGCUUUUUGAAAAUGAUUUUGAUUAUUAACUUUCAAAUUUACUGAUUGAACUGACAGCAAGAAGCAGUCAUGUGUCUCAACAGGUCACACAUCUCCUGCAAUCUCAGACAUGUGGAUGGCACAUUCAGAGCCAUUACCUCACCAUUAUGACUUGUUUUAAUUUACUACAAAGUGCAGCUGUCACUGUAGAUGCAUCUACUUGGACUGUCUGAGAAAGUCUAAUAACUUCUUAAUCUGGGUCACAUGCUCAGGGUGGCUCCAUAAUUAUGCCCAUGUCUGUACCUUUGUACUAUAACUUUACACAACCAACUAAUUCCUAAAAUCAAAUAAGACGAAAUACUUUAUUGUGAGUUUGCUCUAAUGCUAUUUUGUUCGAGCUGUUGACACUAAUUCUGUAUUUUUCAUUAAUUAAUAGGUGAAACAUGAAGUAGAGAGCAUUAGAGAAACUUCAGCCAACAAAGUCAGCUUGAUAAUUGUUUGAAUGUCUAAUAAUUAAAACAUGUUGCUACGGCAAGACAUAUCUAUACGAGCAUCUCUCAGUACAAAUGCAGGAAGAGUCAUUGAUCUCAAAGUGUUGUGUUUUGAAAAAAUUCUAAAAAUAACUGGAAAUGAAACACCUACACUGCUCGUGUUGGAACACUGUCAAGAUAUUUCAUGUGCCAGGCUUGUUGAUAUUUUUGAACAACUUAAGAUGUAUUCAGACUGGAAGCGAUCUGUCGACUUAAGGAGCAAGCAGAAGAGAGACUUGGAAAAAAGUCUUGGCGUUCUGCAAAUUCUGAUGACAGACUUGAAAGUGAGAGUGCAGAACCACAACUGUACCGUCCAGUGUCUAUGCCUGUUGAGAAUGACAGUGACAAAGAUCAGAUGGUGGUUUUUGGAAACCGAUCAAAAUUGGUUUGCACAGCUAGUGCACAAUCAGAAGAGAGACGUGGGAAAGAGGAUACUGCUGGAAGUCUAUCCACUGACGAUGCACUAGGAACACCGCACUCACACAUAAACAAUUUAUAUGAUCCUGCAGCCAGAGAAUUUUGGACUAGCAUUGAAGUUGGAACAACGGAGGAAAAGCUGUGGACUGCAUUUAUAGCAGCACUAAAAGACAAAUUUAGGGUUCGCUCUAAUUCUACUGUAGAAAAGGGUCUCUUUCACAUCCUUGUCAACGAUCUAAGAACCAACCCGACCAGUUUUUGUGAGUUGUGUCAUUUGUCAAUCGACAAUGUUAAUGUUGCAAUCAACCUGCUGUUACACAUUUUAGCCAAAAGAAAGGACCCCAGUGUCAAAGUAACAAUGGCAGCAUUUACUCGUUUGAUAAAAUGGUUCGGUCCGGCUACAACAGAUGAGCAUGGAUUUGUGCACAAGUUUGAAGAUUUGCUAUUUGGUUCACGUCGCAACCCAUACAAGGCAAGUUGGUUUGCUGGCUACAUGGACCAGUCAGAAGCUUCGUCUUUGCUACAGAAAGAAGCAGAGGGAACAUUUCUGGUUCGAUUCAGUUCUACACUGAUUGAUGAAGGAGGGUUUGCACUAAAUCUUUCUCUUGGCAACAAACAAUCAGAAAGCUUUCACAUACAGUCACAGUCACACCCCAAGGGACAAAAUUUAUGGUUAGACGCAGGAGACUACAUUGAUGAAAAAUUUUCAUCACUAGUAGAGCUCAUUGAAGCACUACAAACAAAACCCAAUUGCCUCUGAGUAUCCCGUGCUGGUAAGGCCUUGUCUGGGCUUGCCUUUUAGUUUAGAGACAGCUCCUUAUACGAAAUCAAGUAGGCAUAAGUGAGUAGUUUCUGAUGCAGACAGUUUGAAUACUUUACUGAUAUAUUGCUAUACAGCGAAUGUAAGCAAAUUGUGUGAGACUUUUAUAAUACAAAAUCAAAGUCUGGACUAUGAGUAUAAUACUAUGAGUUACU
This is a messenger RNA of Corticium candelabrum, 2374 nucleotides long. RefSeq lists its product as uncharacterized. The record is from RefSeq and is a predicted model, not a curated record. NCBI's taxonomy places the organism in Eukaryota, Metazoa, Porifera, Homoscleromorpha, Homosclerophorida, Plakinidae. The transcript is spliced from 10 exons. The coding region runs from base 1305 to 2159 and encodes 284 amino acids.